UUUGGCAAAAGACUUUUAGUGCUCUACUGGAGCAAUUCGCUAGAUACUGACUUUGUGUUUGUGUGAUCUCGUGAUUUAAAGCCUGUGGUGGCGUACCAAAGCAGCAUAUUGGAAGGUAUCUCUGUUGAUAUUGCAUCCAUCUGUGUGUACAAAUUUUUAGAUAUCACAUACUGUUGUUAGAUUCUAUUCUUGGCAUUGCCAAUGAUCUAACUAGAUUAUAUUCUCUUGUAGCCUAUUGCUUCCUUGCGAAGAAAACCCAACAUUUUCAUUUGCAAACAGCAGUCCAAAUGCAUUUCCUGAGCAUAAUAAACACCCAUAUAAAAAUUAAUCAUUGAAUGGUGUCAUCUAGAGAGUUGUCUCUGUAUUUAGAACUCAAUUAAAAAAAAUCAUUUGUGAGCUUGGGAAAUUCAUCUAUAUGCGUGAUGAAUAUGUGAUAUUAGCUAGCCUGUUAUCGAUGCAAACAGGGAGGGUAUAUAAUGGUAUUAGAUAAACAGUGCUUAGUUUGCCAUGUCAUCCUAAGGUCAGCAAAAUUUUGUGCCUUCUUUUGUUUUCUGCAACUAGCUGCCAAUAUUAUUUAUUAUCGAUCGAUGUAGGUCUUAGUUAAUUGUCUCGGUGCUCUACAGAAAGAAGGAAAAAAAAAAGGAGUUUUGUUUUAAUGUAGAUCUUUUGGCCUCUGUUAGUUGCACGAGAGCUCAUGGUUUCCAGCCACACAAUCCAUGGGCUCCUUCUCCUUGGCCUUAAGUGGUGGCCAAUCAUCAUAAGUGAGUCUAGGGCCCUCCGAACAGUAUUACACAACAGUAACCCUGCAAAAGAUUUGGUAUCUAGAGUGAGCCAUAUUGUGCCCUGGUGAUGGAUGGUCAAGUGCAACAGGAGGACCCAGGAGUAUAGGCCCUCCUUAAAAGACUGUUCAGAUGGAUUAGAGCAAUGGGGCAGCCAAAAAAAUGGUUGGUUCUGCUUUCCUCUUGCUCCCCAGGCUCAUAAAUCUGAGAAUGAUAUUUUUGCUUCACUUUCAUUUCCUAUAUGUGUGAUGCUUCAUAAAUGGAUAUUAUCGAAUGCAUACUGUAACCUUUUUUUUUUGGGUCCAUUGAGCUCAAUACUUGAGAGUUGAUAGGGAGAGGAGUGAAACAGCUGAUCACAUAACCUCCAUUUGAGGACAGUUCCUCUUCCUAAACAGAAAAGAGAGGCAGUGACCAGUGUGGCCUGUAUUGUCUUUGCCCUUGUCUUUAUGUACCUCCAUUUUAUAUUGCGCCGGUUGUUUCAGCUGCUCGCCUGCUUCAGAGUCAGAGCUUCUUCCCUUUCUCACUUCUCAGAGAGAGAAGAGAGAGAGAGAAAGAGCCCUCCACUGCCCUGCCCUCAGAGGCAUUCUUUGUCACAGGGGGGCGAGAGGAGAGGGACAGAGAGGGCUGAAGAUCACAUGGUGGCCUUUUUUUGGGUAUGUGACAGCUUCUGCCUUUGGUCUUUUAGAGUGCUUCCUUUUCUCUCCUCAUGACAUGAAACCCCUUUUAAAACCUCAAAUCACCACCUCAUCGGCCGUGCCUUCUCCUGCUCCUUUAAGAUCCCUCAACCCUGCCCUCAUUUUUCUUCAUCCCCCAGCCUUUGCCGAAAGGGCAAGAACAAAGCAAUAUGAUCAUCUGAUCUCCUCCCACCGCCAUCACAAUCCUACACGUUGUGGUGAGUGGUGACUAGACAAGGUAAUAAACGCAUCCCCCCCCCCCCCCCCCCCCUCUGGCUCUGCUUUUUACCACCCUCUAUAUUGCUUGCUGCAAGAAGCAGCUCCAGGAAAUUUGUCACUCCAUCUCCAUGGAGGUUGCCAUGGUCAGCACAAGAGCCAGCCUGCUCAUCCUCAUCCUCUCCCUCUGCUCUCCAUACAAAUUCAUACAAAGCCCCAUGGACUUCGGCCCCUUGAACCUGCUCCCCACCACAACCACCGCGUCCAGCGAUUUCGGCAGGAUAGUCUUCCACUCCCCAGCCGCGGUGCUGCGGCCCCAGUCGUCAGGGGACAUCUCCAUGCUUCUCAGCUUCCUCUCCGGCUCGUCUCUGAGCAAGGUCACGGUGGCAGCCAGAGGAGCAGGCCACUCCAUCCAUGGCCAGGCUCAGGCUCUGGAUGGCAUUGUGGUGGAGAUGCGCGCCUUGCCUGCCGAGAUGGAAUUCCACAGAGGAGGAGAAGAAGGACAGGUUUCCUACGCCGAUGUGAGCGGUGGGGUUAUGUGGAUCGAGCUCCUGGAGCAGAGCCUGAAGCUCGGGCUGGCUCCAAGGUCAUGGACUGACUACCUCUAUCUCACCGUUGGCGGAACGCUGUCCAAUGCCGGCAUCAGCGGGCAGACAUUUAAGCACGGGCCUCAGAUCAGCAACGUUCUACAGCUGGAGGUAGUCACAGUUUUUUUUUCCUUCCUUCUGUUACUCUCUCUCGGUUGCACAGGACGAGGGGAGAUUGUGAAAUGCUCACCCAGCAAGGACGCCGAUCUGUUCAAUGCCGUUCUGGGAGGCCUUGGCCAGUUUGGCAUCAUAACCAGGGCCAGGAUCCUGUUGCAGGAAGCUCCACAGAAAGUGACGUGGGUGAGAGCCUUCUAUGAUGAUUUCAGCAUCUUCACCAGGGACCAGGAGUUGCUGGUGUCGAUUCCGGAUUUGGACUACGUCGAAGGUUUCAUCGUCUUGAAUGAACAAUCCCUUCACAGCUCCUCCAUCGCCUUCCCUGCUAGCGUGGACUUCAACCCGGAUUUUGGCACCAAGAACAGCCCUAAGAUCUACUACUGCAUAGAGUUUGCAGUCCAUGAUUACCAGCACAAAAACACUAAUGUGCACCAUGUUGUGGAGGUUAUCUCGAGGCAGAUGAGCCACAUGGUGUCCCAGUUGUACAGUGUGGAGGUGUCCUACUUCGAUUUCCUGAACCGGGUCAGGAUGGAGGAGAUGAGCCUGAGGAGCGUGGGGCUAUGGGAGGUACACCACCCAUGGCUCAACAUGUUUGUGCCAAAGGCCGGGGUCGCUGACUUCAGGGAUCUGCUCAUGGACAACAUUUCACCGGACAGCUUUGAGGGCCUCAUCCUCAUCUACCCACUCCUCAGAGACAAGUGGGACACCAACACAUCAGUGGUGAUACCGGAUUCCGGGUCCACGGACCGGGUGAUGUACGUGGUUGGCAUCCUCCGCUCCGCGAACCCUGAAGAUGGCUGCUCCCACCACUGCCUCCAAGAGCUUCUCCGCCGCCACCGCCGGAUCGCCGACGCCGCCGGAGCACGCCUCGGCGCCAAGCAGUACCUGGGUCACCACCCGACUCCGGCCGGCUGGCACCAGCACUUCGGCCGGCGGUGGGAGCAGUUCGCGGAGCGCAAGGCCCGGUUCGACCCGCUACGCAUCCUGGGGCCCGGACAAGGCAUAUUCCCUCGGACCCCCGAUGCUGCUGCUUAUGCUGGGAGCUAGCACUAGCAGCGAUUACAGUAAGCAGCGAGGGAUAUAUAUAGAUUAGCUGCUGACUAGGAUGCGAUGCGGCCGAUUAAUCCUGUUCUUCCUCUUUUCUCUGCUUAUUUCUCUUGGACUUGGAUCAGUUUCCUCAGCGUUUUGAGGCGUGGAGGGGGCGGUGGUGGUGAAUACCACUGGGAAUUUUGGAACUUUUGUAUGUACAGGCUGAGGAAGCACAGGCUUUAAUUUAAUUAUUAUUAUUAAUUAAUUAGGGAAUAGAGAUAGUGAUUCUAUUCGAUCGAUCUUCUGUAUUCCUUGUUCGA
Messenger RNA from Sorghum bicolor (sorghum), 3719 nucleotides. Its product is annotated as cytokinin dehydrogenase 3. NCBI's taxonomy places the organism in Eukaryota, Viridiplantae, Streptophyta, Magnoliopsida, Poales, Poaceae. The coding region runs from base 1801 to 3417 and encodes 538 amino acids. The record is from RefSeq and is a predicted model, not a curated record. Gene Ontology annotation, biological process: cytokinin metabolic process. The transcript is spliced from 5 exons. Gene Ontology annotation, molecular function: FAD binding; cytokinin dehydrogenase activity.